UGGUAUCGACAGUGCGAUUUUCUGGAUUACAGCGGUGACGUGGACAUUGGCAUGUUUGCCGAAGAUUUUGAUGCUCGCAUGCUGGGCCCGCUGUCCGCCCUCGGCCUCCGCCUCUCCCAUCGAUUCGGUCGACCCGGGGAUAGCUUUGAGCUCUCCUUUGAGCUGGCUACAGCCGAGGGUGCUCUAAAGCUCGAUAUUUUCUUUUUCUAUCAUGACCGAACUACGGGGACCUUUUGGAAUGGAGGGACGCAAGCGCGCACCGGCAACAAAUACCGUUAUGACUUUGCUCCCUUUUCGCUUUGCCCUGCGGUCUUUGCCGAUGUGCCCGUUCGAGUUCCCUGCGACACGGCGCAGUACUUACGGGCCAACUAUGGC
Molecule: messenger RNA, 375 nt
Organism: Monosiga brevicollis MX1
Lineage: Eukaryota; Choanoflagellata; Craspedida; Salpingoecidae
Exons: 1
Source: RefSeq, a predicted model, not a curated record